AUGGCCUCUCUUCGCUCCGCCCUCCUUCUCUGCCUCGCCGGUCUCGCAACCGCCCGCGACGUGCCCUCCAACGUGCGCGACUUUUACAACAGCGUCAGGGGCAAGGGCCAGUGCGGCAACAAGCUCAAGUCGGGCUUCCACAGCAUCGACGGCGACGAUGGCUCCUUUUCCUACUGCGGCGACCACAUGACCGACUACCGCGUGCUGUACCUCCAGGGCAAGAGCGGCAACCUGGUCAACAUGGACAUUGACUGCGACGGCAUCCAGCACGGCCCCGCCGACGACGGCCGCUGCGGCAGCUCCGGCGACACCCAGUCCGUCACCUCGUUCCAGAGCACCGUCCAGGGCUACGGCACCGGCCAGCGGGACCUCGACGCCUUUAUCCACCCGUACGUCGUCUUUGGCAACGAGGGCUCGCGCAGCGGCUACCCCAACUUUCGUCCGCAAGACUACGGCGUCGAGCCGCUGUCCGUCAUGGCCGUCGUCUGCAACAACAAGCUGAUUUACGGCAUCUGGGGCGACACCAACGGUGACGACGGCCCGCAGGCCAUGGUCGGCGAGGCCGCCAUCUCCCUCGCCACCGCGUGCUACGGCACGUCGGUCAACGGCAACAGCGGGCACGACGACAACGACGUGCUCUACAUUGCGUUUCCCGGCCCCGACGCCGUGCCCGGCAAGAGCGGCGCCAAGUGGCGCGCCGCCAGCUACGCCGAGUUUGCGAGCAGCAUCGCGAGUCUCGGCGACAAGCUCAUCCAGCGCAUCGGCGGCGGCGGCGGCGAUCCGCCUCCGACUGGUGGCAACUGCUCGUGGCAGGGCCACUGCGAGGGCGCCCGCUGCAAGGAUGAGAAUGACUGCUCGGAUGAACUGGUCUGCAAGUCUGGCAAGUGUGCGCGUGGUUAA
Cordyceps militaris CM01 is the source of this 900-nucleotide messenger RNA. RefSeq names its product chitosanase, putative. Bases 1 to 900 code for a protein of 299 amino acids. NCBI's taxonomy places the organism in Eukaryota, Fungi, Ascomycota, Sordariomycetes, Hypocreales, Cordycipitaceae. Gene Ontology annotation, molecular function: chitosanase activity. The transcript is spliced from 3 exons. The record is from RefSeq and is a predicted model, not a curated record.